Molecule: messenger RNA, 2557 nt
Organism: Manis pentadactyla (Chinese pangolin)
Lineage: Eukaryota; Metazoa; Chordata; Mammalia; Pholidota; Manidae
Gene: CIMIP2C
Product: ciliary microtubule inner protein 2C
Exons: 4
Coding region: 181-786 (201 amino acids)
Source: RefSeq, a predicted model, not a curated record
GGGCGGCCCGCGGGGUGCUCCAGGCGGGGAGGGCGAGCAGGGCUCAGGCCCGCGAACGCAGGGCGGCGGCGUGACUCCGCUCGCGUUGCCGGGCGCGCGGUUGCCGGGUGACCCUGGGCUGUUUACCGUGGAGCGGAGAGAGCCAGACGCCGGGCUCGCUGCGCGCUCGCCGUACCCACCAUGGCCUCUCGCAGCGCGGGCACCCUACUGACCGAGUUCACUGCCGCCUACGUGCCCCCCGGCCUCAUGCCCGGGUACGAAGGCCAUGUUCCCGGUGUGGCCUUCACCUUCGGCUCCACCUAUGGCACCACCACCCUCAAGUACUUCCAGGACCACCGCAAUGCAGCCCUGGAGAAGAGCCACACUCCGUUCAGCAAAGGCGGCCACUUCCCGACCAUCUUCUCCCCAAACCCCAACCUCGUGAUGACUUACCACUCCCGCAGCCGAGACCGCUGGCUGCACACCCCCAGCUAUACCCGCUUCAACCUGGACAGUGACCGCGGCACCCAGCUCGCUCAGUUCUACCAGAUGACACAGCAGCAGCGGAGGUACUAUCAAGACAAGACGGGCUUGGUGCCUCGGGUUCCCUACUUUGUGCUGCCUGCGAGAGAGUGGGAACGGUACCCCAUCCCCACCGACCUGCCUCCUCUGAACCCGAAGAACAAGUGGCACCUUUUUAGAGUGUCCCCUGGCAACUUGAAGACCUACCAGACGUUCCCCUCGGGAAAGAGGGUCUCCCCCCAGGAGCGGCAGAAGAGAGAUUGCUACUUUGAGUUCAGAGCAUGACACUCUGAGAGCCGUGGCCCUGACCAGGGUGGCUUUUUGGAAUAAAAUCUGUAGCCAUGAUCGUCCCAUACUCCUCUGCUCUGAGCCCCAGGAGCACCUGGCCUCAGCAGGACAGUGGCAGAGAGUCUCAUCAGACAGCACUGCAUCUCAAGGGCUGUUGACACCUCAGCCCCAGGGGUUCAAGCCAAGAAAAAGCAGUGACCAGUGAUCUGCUGGGUCCACGCUCCUCUCCCCUGAGGUUGGGGCAGGUAGAACCAAGGAUUGUAUGGCUCCUGAGUCUUGGUGGCAGGUCACUCAGGUAGAGAGAGACCUCCCAUCAGCUUCCACUGGUAUAAUCAAGGAAGCUCCAUUACCCCCCGUCUCAGAAUGAGGGUGGAGUGACCCCAGAACAAUUGCACCAGGUGUUAAAUGCAAAGGCAUUCCUGCUUGAGCCCUGGUUCAGCAUCAUUUAGUUCACACAAUAGCCUGUGAGAGAGGUGACGUUAUCCCCACUUCACUGACAAAGACGUUAGAGCUCAGAGAGGUUAAGAAAGUUACCCAAGUUCACACAGCUUAAAAGUGACACGGUCAGGAGUUGAACCCAGGUCUCUCUGACUUCCAAGUUCUAGCUUUUCCACUACAUACCCUGCUUUUGGUCUAUGUGGAGACUGAAGGGCAGGAAUGAUGCAGCUCUUGGGAUCCCAAAGGACCCUGUGGUGCCUGAGAGAACAAGCUGUGCAGAGCAGCCACUUUCUGCAUUCCGUAAGACCAGCAGGGGCAGGCUGAUUUGGCAUCCACCCCUGGGACAGUUCUAGGAGAGAGGAGGGAUUAACACAAGGUGAAGUCACUCUUCAAGAAAUCUGUGUGUGUCAGGAAUCUCUAGGCCAGGAGUGGAUCCCUGGGAUGGGUUCCCAGGCCACAUGCCUGAGGUGGCUUGGGAGGGCCAGGGUCUGGAAUGCCUGCUGUCCCCAGGCUGUGGCUUCCCACAUCCUGGGAUGCCUCCUGCCUGCUGGAUGUGGGUGUGGGCAACAGUCUCUCAGUAGACAGGAUCUGGGCUGGGAACCUCAGGCCAGCUCCGUAUCCACCCCACGGGAGUUCUCCAACAUUCCAGCACCCCUUGGAUUUGAUCAAGGAACUCCAUCAAUCUACAGGGACUUUAUUACCCCUGAGUGGGUGAGUCAGGACCUAAAGACAAGGAGGCCACUGCAGGUUCAAGUCCACAUGAGGGUAGAAGGGCGCCUCCCCUCUGAGCCAGGGUUUAGGCGCUCCCCUGUGGGCCCUGCAAACAAGAAAAGCCAUGUGCCCAUCAGAUAGGCAUCUAACAGCUCUCAGAAGUCCCAAUGAGGGUCUUCUUUGUGUUCCAGAGUCCCUGACCAGCUGGGCCCCAAAGGGUCCCUGUGGUGGCUAAAUUCAUUCCAGGACUUGGCUAAAUAGCAAAGUAAAUACGGUCUGAUUGCUGGUCACACCCUAUCGAGUCCCAAGGGCUGGGGGUACCAAGUGGGGCCAAGAUGUCUUCUCCCUCAGUGAGGACUGGGACGUUGGGCGCCAACUGGAAUGACUGCUCUCUCCUAUGCCAGGAGAGAGAUAAGAGGAGGUGGCCCCAAGGAAGCAGGGGAAGGGUACAUAUUUUCUUGGUGAACUUCAGCCCUUUUGGCUUGGUCUCCCUGCUGUGACAUGGGUGGGGAUUUGAACUCUGCCCUCAAAAAUACUGGCCAGUCCAGCAUGCUUGGUGGUGUUGGCAAACUUAAGCCCUUGGAAUGAGCAAUUCUUAAUAAAAAAUACUUCUACAUGA